Alosa alosa (allis shad) is the source of this 7236-nucleotide messenger RNA. RefSeq names its product PHD finger protein 21Aa (gene phf21aa). Bases 274 to 2553 code for a protein of 759 amino acids. Gene Ontology annotation, cellular component: histone deacetylase complex. The record is from RefSeq and is a predicted model, not a curated record. NCBI's taxonomy places the organism in Eukaryota, Metazoa, Chordata, Actinopteri, Clupeiformes, Clupeidae. Gene Ontology annotation, molecular function: chromatin binding. Gene Ontology annotation, biological process: negative regulation of transcription by RNA polymerase II. The transcript has 18 exons.
UGAGAUUGAAGAAGAGUUCUUGUUUUGUAUCUCAGUUUCUCUCUUUUUAGACAUUUUAAAAAUCCAUUUGUUAUAUCGUUGUCGUGCGCCAUGACGUGUAUUUGGACAUAUGCAGCUUAAAUAGGCCUACAUGUUUAGGACGAAAUUCGGUUGCGAAAUACCGGGCUGUUUGUAAAUAUUUAUUUAAAUAAUUUGUGUGAGGAGAGCAGGGUUUGACUGCUGCUCAAGUGAGUAAAACAGAGGAGGCCCAAGAUCCCCCUCACUGCAAGUUGGAUGGUGUUCAAAACAGCAGACACAGUGAAGGCUAAGAGCUGUCCAAGACUGAGCUGUCCACAGAGGGGAUCAAUGAUGGAAUUACAGAACCUCCAGGAGGCCCUGAAAGUGGAAAUACAGGUCCAUCAGAAACUUGUGGGCCAAAUGAAGCAGGAUCCACAGAAUGCUGAAUUGAAGAAGCAGCUCCAUGAGCUCCAAGCCAAGAUCACUGCUCUGAGUGAGAAGCAGAAAAAGGUGGUUGAGCAGCUGAGGAAAGAGCUGUUGCAGGACCAGACGGAGAGCCGAGCCCAGGCCCAGCACCCCCCACAGCCUGACGGGAAAGCGUCCACUCUGCCAUCAGCCCAGUUUCAGCCAGCUCUGCCCCCUCCCAACCUGAGCACCCCACAGACUACGGUGGCAGGCACACCGGUGAUCCCCAACAAAACUCUACCUCUGGUGCUGAAAGCUGCCACCCCCAGCAUGCCCACUUCUAUCGCAACACCACGGCCUUCUGUUGCCAUGGUUACCACCAUCAGCCACAUGCCCAAGCCCACUACACAGAGCUCAGAUCAGACACAGACCACACCUCUUGGCCUCCAGGCAACAGGCAAGCUGACCAGUCAGGGAACAGAGCCACUAAGGAUAGUCUCAAAGAAUGCUGUUGUUGUGCAGGCCACCACCCAGCCUAUCAAAGUUCCACAGUUUGUCCCUCCUCCCAGACUGACGCCUCGGCCCACCUUUCUACCACAGGUUCGACCUAGACCAGCCACGCCCGCCACCACAGUGCCCAUAGCUCCUGCCCCCACACCCACCUCCCUGACCCCAAUGCUGGCGGCUCCCCAGCUACUGCAGAGGCCCGUCAUGUUGGCAACAAAAUUCAGCGCUGGCUCCAUGCCCGCAGCCCCUGGCCCCAUCACGCAGCUCCGGAUCCUCAACGGCCAGUCCGGCGCCACCAUCACCAAGACCCUGACCACCACUCAGCUCACAGGCAUCGUCAUCACCACUCCGGCAACCAUUGCCCCCAUCCAACUGACCACAUCCCCUAUACAGCAGGCUAGCAUCAUCAGUGCUGAUGCUAAGGCUGAGAUCAUUCCGGAUGAAGCAGAGCCAAAUACCUCCCUGAGGGUGCCCACGUCCCCUUCUCCCGUCUCUGUGACGAUGCCUUCCCCUCCUCCUCCUCCCCCUCCCCCUCCCCCUCCCAAACAAGAGGAGAGUCCUGAGAAACUUGCCUUCAUGGUGUCCCUUGGUUUAGUAACCCAUGACCAUUUAGAGGAGAUUCAGAGUCGGAGGCAGGAGCGAAAGCGGCGCACCACAGCAAACCCAGUCUACAGUGGGGCUGUGUUUGAGCCUGAGCGCAAGAAGACAGCUGUGACCUACCUUAACACCCCUCUCCAUCAGGGCACCAGAAAGCGAGGUCGCCCUCCUAAAUACAGCAGUGUGUCGGAGUUGGGCCUUCAUCCCCCUGCCACCCCCACCGGCAGCCACUUGGCCCCUCAGGCCCCCAGGGGCCCCGACUCCGGGGGGCCUUCUUUACCCGUCCACCCACACACUCUUCCUCUGCCAAACCCCAGCUCUGGGGAUGGAGAUAUCCAUGAGGACUUCUGCACUGUGUGCAGACGCAGUGGUCAGUUGCUUAUGUGUGAUACAUGCUCACGUGUCUAUCAUCUGGACUGCCUGGAUCCACCCCUGAAAACCAUUCCCAAGGGCAUGUGGAUUUGCCCAAAAUGUCACGAUCAGAUGAUGAAGAAGGAAGAAGCAAUCCCAUGGCCUGGAACACUUGCCAUAGUCCAUUCAUAUAUUGCAUACAAAGCAGCAAAAGAGGAGGAGAAACAGAAACUGGUGAAAUGGAGUGAGGAUCUGAAGCAAGAAAGGGAGCAUCUGGAACAAAGAGUCAAACAACUGAGCAACUCAAUAACAAAAUGCAUGGAGACCAAGAACACAGUGCUUGCGCGGCAAAAGGAAAUGCAGGUGUCUCUGGAAAAAGUCAAAGGUCUGGUACGCCUCAUCCAAGGCAUCAGCCUCCCGCCCCUGCCUGACACACCAUCCAACCCCAACGGCAUCGCUAACGGUGAAACGGAGCAUCCAAGCUCCAAGCACACAAACUGUGGGAGCUUCAGUGACAACAUCAACGGCAACAGUAACAGCACGGACAUCUCAAAGAAUGACAACACAGAUGAGCGAGAGGAUCAAGAGAAGGAGGAUCUCAUCAACAGCACUGGCAACAGCAGUAACCUCAGCAAAGCCCCAGAGCCUCCUCAACCCCAGGCAAUACCCCCCAGACAUGUGGAGGGAGCCAAAUAACACCUAGCCAUUUAUGGACAACUGUGAUAUACCCAUCUAGGAAAACCCCUUCAGCACCUUAGUAAGGUGUCCAAAGUUGCCAAUCAAAGUACAGUUUCUUUUUUCAUCUUGUCAUUGAAAUGUCUGUGAGGAUGGGUGUUCCUGACUGCCAGUCAGGGAAACAGAGGGGUUUGUCCAGUACCAGCAGUAUGUCAUUUCAAGGUCUAAUAACGUCAGUGUAAAGGAUGAUCAUAAUGACUCUAAUGAACAAUGAUAGUAAUAAUAAUAGUAAUAAAGGUUUCAAACAUCACACCAACGUGUGCCUGCAACAGUCGCCGUAGCGCCUCUUUAUGGGGAUGGGUCCUUAGGGUGCAUUGGUCUGCAGUUCCGUAAAAAGGGAUGGAUGAGAGAUAUUUGAAUUCCCAUCUAAAGGUUCUUCACCAACCUCUCCACCAUUCUGAAACCAAAACCACAGCUCUGCAGCAGUCAUGGAGCAAGCAACUCCUCAGUGUAUUUCUCCCGUUUCUUUCAUUAUUGUGACAGUCUGACAAGCAUUUGUAAUUCUUACCACUGACUCACCAACUACAUCUCUCUCCUGUCAUCUAGUCAUCACGACAAACUCCCCGAAAUCUCAUGCUCCAAAAGGUCCCCAUUCCAAUAAUCUGAAGGCUAGGCGGAUUUCCGUCUGCAGCAGGGGUCAUUGAGUAUGUCAGAUACAUGCCAUAGUUUUUUUGGCCAGUGUUUUGGAUUUGUGUGGUCACAUGCCAAUGGACUUAAUUCUGGCCUUGGUUUGGAUUCUAUUCUUCAUCUUUUUUUACAUUCUAAAGCACUGCUGACAGACACUGUGCUCUUAAGGCAGUGGAAAUGAAUGGGUACAAGAGGUGAUGAGAAUUGAUGGUUGAAGAUGAUUUGGAUUAGUGCAGAUCUCAUCUCAGGCUUGUUAAACUCACACCCAACUGCUAAGCGAAGACCUUUCGCUGAAGAUGAGCAGGUUUAGUUAUCGAUAUAUAAAAAGUAUCUGUCAAAGUGCUACGGGCGUUUCGUUUUUGUUUUGUUUUGGGUUUUUUCUUUUUUUGGGGGGGGGACUUUUGCUCAAACAUUUGAAGUUAAAGGUAAAAAAAGAGAACAAUGAUUUACAUUAUUUUUUACAUAUGUGGGGGAAAUUAUUCAGGUCUUCCUAGUGUUGAAAUGUUAAGGUACAAAUCUUUACAAGUGCAUUUCUGUUUCAUAAAACAAUUAUUUCUAAUUAAAAUGGUAGGACUGGAAACAUUCUGUAAAUAUAUUUUCUUUAUUUUUUUAAGAUUAACUUUGCAUAUAAUUUGUUGAAUUCUCAACUGCCAAAUGUUUCUGAAUCCAAAUAUAGCAGGGAAAUGUCUUAAGUUCUUAAUGGAAUCUGAACAUAAUGUACCUAAAGGUUACAUGUGCAUAACCAAGAAAAUCUGUAACAGGUACUGCUUCUGUAAGACUUGACCCUAGGAGUGAAGAAGAAAUUAUAAUUAUCAGAGAGUACAGCUAUAAGAGAGGUGAAACCACUAUGGCUUGCUUGUGAAUGACCAUGCCUUUAUUAUGUGACCAUUUUGCCAUUUGCCAACUGCAGUCAGUGAUAUUCUGUCUCGUCCUAGCUGGCUUAUGGUGACAAAUAGAAAACUGUCCCAUUGAACUUCCUACAUUUCCACAUUAUGCACACUGGUCUCAAAUUUAUGAUCAAAUCAAUAUUAGUCAGGUGUUAUUAACACUGACGUAGCAUCUUAAGGGCUUUCUUUGUUGUUUUGGUUUCUCAGUUGCCGUGGUUUCUUAUCUUGAAAAGAGCAAUUAGGAUCCCUAUAAGCACAAGUGUGAUGGCUUGACGGUCACAUCAUAAUAUGCUGGUGUAGUACUCAAUCUGGAGUAUUGUUUUGUAUAUUCCCAUAUUGAAUGCAUCAAGAUCAAACUUUUGGACUCUCAUCUGGGGCCUAUGACCACCUCUUCAUAUUUAGAAAUGGUGUGGUGAAUACAGGACUACCAGAGCCUAAAAAAUAAUAAUUAUUUGUGAAUGGCAUUUGUUCUUAAUUUGUUGGGUUGUCUUAUGUAAAGGUCAUUACUGGUGGUUUCCCCAAUUACUUUCCUCAUAAUCUCUAUGUCUCAUCUCCUUAAUGACAGAAAAAGACUAUGUAUACUAGAGAGCACAAACUAUACUCAUGUUCUCCUGAUGGGUAGGUCUAGUACUUCUCACAGAGGUCAGCAGACAGGUGUGAGUUAGGACCAGUGUUGUUUUCAUGUAUUAUGUCUUGUGUUUAAUAUGUGCACUCUGCUGCGCUCCCCCGUUCUUUUUGGCCUUUAGUAGCAUUAGACAUCUCUUAUAUUGCGACUGCCUUAAGAAAUAAUGUUCAUAAUUCUUUCCAGAAGUGGUGUGUUUGGUUCAUGUACUGUUGGUCUUUACUUCUCAUUGUCUUAAAGAAUGUUUGUGUAUGGUGUAUCUCUUCAUCAAAAUAAUCUUCCUUUGCUUAAAAUAGAGAACAGAUUAUCAUAGGGAGAGGGAGGGCUGCGCAUAGGGACUGCCUGCUUUUGUUUUCUGAUGAAGUGUAGUGUGAGGUCAGUGCCUAAAUAUGUGUCCUUCUGUGGUUGAUUAUGGAGUGCCCUAUGUCGGUCUUGGGUGUGCUAAAGAGAAUAUUACAUUGAACGGUUACAGACAAGCCACAUUAUUUUUUCAUUCUGUUUCACUACAACUUUAUUUGUAAAUAUACUACAGCACUUUCAGAACCUUAUUAGUAUUAUUAUAUUAUUUUCAUAUCACCUUUGUACCAUUUGUAUUUAUUUCCGAAGUAAGACUUAAGUUACAAUCCCUUGUAGUGUGUUGUUUUGCGAACUGAUAUUAUUUUGACAUUUUGAUCUGAGUUGUAACAAAUAUAAAACUUACAGGCAACAAUUUCUGACUUUCAGAAAUAGCGCUGGUUAUUUGAAGCCAAGCAAGUUGCAACAGACAAAAUCAAAAGAUAUAUCUUUAUAUAAAAAUAUCAUUGUACGAUAUUAGAGGACUGUUGUUGUCAUCCUUUGCCUUUAAUAUUUUAUUUUGUAGGUUUUUAUUUAUUUGGCUUUUUACGUUAUCACUGCUUGAAAAUGCCAGGAUUGGUCAAUGUGCAUUUCAGCUUUGCUUAUGUGCUGCAGUUUAAAAUCACUGGUAACUCUGAAUCGGAAGUAUGUGACUUAUAUGAGACCAAUUUUUGAAGUGGCAUGUCAUGAACAUGGCAAAACAAAUAAAGGCCACCAUCCGGACCUUAAUAUAGUAUAUAGUAUAUUAACAUGAAACAUUAAAUAUUGGCUAUUGUGGAGUUUAGUCAUGCUAAAUCUAUUUCAGUCAUGCCUCAAGGCAAAUACUAUUGUGAAUGUCAGAUAUUUGUUAAACUCUUAUGGUGAAGUGCACCAUUUAAAUGCAGAAGUAUAUAUUUUCCCCAAACCCAGCAUACCCAAAGAAUAUGUCCAUGACCAUGACUCUGUUCUACAUACUCAGAUUCAUAACUCAUAACUUCUCACAUGAGUAUGCACCAGCAAAAUAACGGUAAUAAUGUUUGAUGACAGCUUGUAAUGGUUCUAUUUUCAUUUUCUAUAGCUACAAAGAUUGUGUUGUAAAUGAAAGAAGUGCCCAAAAUAUACAUAGAUUUCUCAUUAUACUGGAGAGGGGAAGAAGAUACAAAUUUUACCUCGACUAUUAUGUUGAAAAUUAGUUGCCCAUGUUUUGGAAUAAUGACUGGAGCAGAUACUCAAACCUUGCUUGAUGAAUAAUUAGGGUACUGCGCUGAAUCAGGAAAACAAUUCAGAUGAUUUGUUUGGCUGAGAAUGUGUUAAACAGUGUUAAAGUAGUUGAGCAUAUGGCUCUUUGCAUGUGUUUCAAAAGGUUCAAAAGCAAGAGUGGGUCAAACAAUAUGCUAUCUUAUGAUUGUGGCAUAUGUUUCUGCCAGUUCUAUAUUAAAUACACUUACGGGAUCUGCCCUAUGUUAAAGGAAGUUGAUGGAUAUCAAACCAUUAAAAUAGCUGUCAAAAGAUACAUGGCCCCCUGUGCAAGUAUACUUGUGUGCUGAAAGUGAGAUUUUCUGUUGUCUGUUUUUCCCCUGUUCACAACAGUGCAUUACAGUCUGCAGCAUAUGUUGUUUAUUGAACUGUUUUCUCAUAGGUAAUCUAAACACAACUGUGACCUUUCUUCUGCACCAACAGCAUUCAUAUCAAGACCUUUUGGUAAUAUUUAUUACCUUCUCCCACUGGAUGUUGUGGUAAGAGUUGUUUAUGGUAUGGUAAAAUUCUGGUACUUCCUCUUAGGUUAUGUUUGGUGUAGAGACACAAAAACAAGAAGAGGUAUGCUUGAUGUGCUGCAAACUUUGAAAAUUAUUUAUGACACAAUCUACAUAUUGUUAUCUACAUCUUGUAAAAAAGGUUAAUUGUAUUUUUCAUUGGGUUUUGAAUACUAUCACUUUUUAUUUUUACAGCAUAAAUGUUACCAACCCUUUGUCACAUUCUGUUGGCAUCCUGUGUUCUACCAGAUGUUUGUGAGUUUCUUUACCUCUGUCAUGUACUUGAGCCUCUGUUGUGAUAAAUUAUUUGAAUGCAGUGUUUACCUGACGUUCUAGCAGAGCAUCAAAAGAAGUGGAGAUUUUAGGAGCAUUUGAUCAAUUUGUAUUUAUUUAUUUUACCAUUUUUGCAAUUAAAAUGACAAAGCAAUGCUUUGUGCUCUUA